AUGGUACGGAUAAGCUUUUGGUUAGUGGGAGACAUACUUGGGGGUUUUUUUGCUAUCGAUCGAUCGAGUGGAGGUAUUGUUUGGAAUUGCAAUGGUAUCUAUGGUGGAGACUUUGGUGCUGUCCCAGAAGAAGCUAUCUUUAGCUGGCAAUACAAAACUCGCGUCCACGAUUUCGGAGACAACUUCAUCAUAUUCUCUAGCUUCGGCAACCACGACUACGCCGGUGCUACCGGAGGAAAUGCUCAAAACACCGCACCCACCGUCGGACGCGAGUUUUAUCUCGAACUCCCUGCGAGCAAAAAGUACCACUCCCUCUCUCCGAAUACCUACAACGAAUUCUCCUCCCUCUUCAGCGACUCCUGGGGCUCCUUCGACUACCUCCCCAACCAGCAAAACGCCACCAGCCGCUUCACGUCCUACGGUCAACUCCCCAUCCUCCGCGAAUGA
Messenger RNA from Botrytis fragariae, 447 nucleotides. RefSeq lists its product as uncharacterized. The transcript is spliced from 2 exons. The record is from RefSeq and is a predicted model, not a curated record. Lineage: Eukaryota; Fungi; Ascomycota; Leotiomycetes; Helotiales; Sclerotiniaceae. Bases 1 to 447 code for a protein of 148 amino acids.